Molecule: messenger RNA, 2537 nt
Organism: Gallus gallus (chicken)
Lineage: Eukaryota; Metazoa; Chordata; Aves; Galliformes; Phasianidae
Exons: 1
Coding region: 324-2180 (618 amino acids)
Source: RefSeq, a predicted model, not a curated record
GGAGGGGGACGGCUUUAUGAAAAGAAUCCCCACCAGCAAACAGGGGGAACUACUAGCCAAGGCAAUGUAUGCCCUCAAUCACUUUGAGCGUGGUGAAAACACAAAAACACCGAUACAAAAACACUGGAGACCUACCGUUCUUACAGAAGGACCCCCGGUUAAAAUACGAAUAGAGACAGGGGAGUGGGAAAAAGGAUGGAACGUGCUGGUCUGGGGACGAGGUUAUGCCGCUGUGAAAAACAGGGACACUGAUAAGGUUAUUUGGGUACCCUCUCGAAAAGUUAAACCGGACAUCACCCAAAAGGAUGAGGUGACUAAGAAAGAUGAGGCGAGCCCUCUUUUUGCAGGCAUUUCUGACUGGAUACCCUGGGGAGACAAGCAAGAAGGACUCCAAGGAGAAACCGCUAGCAACAAGCAAGAAAGACCCGGAGAAGACACCCUUGCUGCCAACGAGAGUUAAUUAUAUUCUCAUUAUUGGUGUCCUGGUCUUGUGUGAGGUUACGGGGGUAAGAGCUGAUGUUCACUUACUCGAGCAGCCAGGGAACCUUUGGAUUACAUGGGCCAACCGUACAGGCCAAACGGAUUUCUGCCUCUCUACACAGUCAGCCACCUCCCCUUUUCAAACAUGUUUGAUAGGUAUCCCGUCCCCUAUUUCCGAAGGUGAUUUUAAGGGAUACGUCUCUGAUAAUUGCACCACCUUGGGAACUGACCGGUUAGUCUCGUCAGCCAGCAUUACCGGCGGCCCUGACAACAGCACCACCCUCACUUAUCGAAAGGUUUCAUGCUUGCUGUUAAAGCUGAAUGUCUCUAUGUGGGAUGAGCCACCGGAACUACAGCUGCUAGGUUCCCAGUCUCUCCCUAACAUUACUAAUAUUACUCAGAUUUCUGGUGUAACUGGGGGAUGCGUAGGCUUCACCCCACACUCCAAUCCAAGUGGUGUUUACGGGUGGGACCGGAGACAGGUUACACACAACUUCUUGAUCGCCCCGUGGGUCAAUCCUUUCUUUAACAGCGCUUCUAACUCCACGGAACCGUUUACGGUGGUGACAGCGGAUAGACACAAUCUUUUUAUGGGGAGUGAGUACUGCGGUGCAUAUGGCUACAGAUUUUGGGAAAUAUAUAAUUGCUCACACAGAUUUGAUAAUUUUGAUAUUUACACCUGUGGAGAUGUGCAGACAGUCAAAUCCCCCGAAAAACAGUGUGUGGGGGGAGGAGGUAUAUGGGUUAAUCAAUCAAAGGAAAUUAAUGAGACAGAGCCGUUCAGUUUUACUGCGAACUGUACAGCUAGUAAUUUGGGUAAUGUCAGCGGAUGUUGUGGAAAAACGAUCACGAUUCUCCCAUCAGGGGCGUGGAUCGACAGCACACAAGGUAGUUUCACUAAACCAAAAGCGCUACCACCCGCAAUUUUCCUCAUUUGUGGGGAUCGCGCAUGGCAAGGAAUUCCCAGUCGUCCGGUAGGGGGCCCCUGCUAUUUAGGCAAGCUUACCAUGUUAGCACCCAACCAUACAGAUAUUCUCAAGGUGCUUGCCAAUUCAUCGCGGACAGGUAUAAGACGUAAACGAAGCACCUCACACCUGGAUGAUACAUGCUCAGAUGAAGUGCAGCUUUGGGGUCCUACAGCAAGAAUCUUUGCAUCUAUCUUAGCCCCGGGGGUAGCAGCUGCGCAAGCCUUAAGAGAAAUCGAGAGACUAGCCUGUUGGUCCGUUAAACAGGCUAACUUGACAACAUCACUCCUCGGGGACUUAUUGGAUGAUGUCACGAGUAUUCGACACGCGGUCCUGCAGAACCGAGCGGCUAUUGACUUCUUGCUUCUAGCUCACGGCCAUGGCUGUGAGGACGUUGCCGGAAUGUGUUGUUUCAAUCUGAGUGAUCACAGUGAGUCUAUACAGAAGAAGUUCCAGCUAAUGAAGGAACAUGUCAAUAAGAUCGGCGUGGACAGCGACCCAAUCGGAAGUUGGCUGCGAGGAUUAUUCGAGGGAAUAGGGGAAUGGGCCGUUCAUUUGCUGAAAGGACUGCUUUUGGGGCUUGUAGUUAUCUUGUUGCUAGUAGUGUGCCUGCCUUGCCUUUUGCAAUUUGUGUCCAGUAGCAUCCGAAAGAUGAUUAAUAAUUCAAUCAGCUAUCACACGGAAUAUAAGAAGUUGCAAAAGGCUUGUAGGCAGCCCGAAAAUGGAGCAGUGUAAAGCAGUACGUGGGUGGUGGUAUGAAACUUGCGAAUCGGGCUGUAACGGGGCAAGGCUUGACUGAGGGGACCAUAGUAUGUAUAGGCGAAAGGCGGGGCUUCGGUUGUACGCGGUUAGGAGUCCCCUCAGGAUAUAGUAGUUGCGCUUUUGCAUAGGGAGGGGGAAAUGUAGUCAAAUAGAGCCAGAGGCAACUUGAAUAGUCUAAAGACCAAAUAAGGAAAAAGCAAGACAUUCCAUAUGCUCAUUGGUGGCAACUAGAUAAGGAAGGAAUGACGCAAGGACAUAUGGGCGUAGACGAAGCUAUGCACGAUUAUAUAAGCUGUUGCCACCAUCAAAUAAACGCCAUUUUACCAUUCA